Glossina fuscipes is the source of this 3268-nucleotide messenger RNA. RefSeq names its product mycosubtilin synthase subunit C (gene e). The record is from RefSeq and is a predicted model, not a curated record. The transcript is spliced from 9 exons. NCBI's taxonomy places the organism in Eukaryota, Metazoa, Arthropoda, Insecta, Diptera, Glossinidae. The coding region runs from base 293 to 2989 and encodes 898 amino acids.
AAAUUUAAGCAAAUAUACAAAUAAAUUUUGAAUAAAACAAAAUUUUUUAAAAAAACAUUUUUUGUGUGCGCUAAUGUUAAUGCGAGCUUAAUAAACAACACCAGUGUUGCAAGAAACUGUUAAAUAAAACGAAAUAAAAAAAAAAAAAAAAUAUAUAUAUAUAUAUAUAUAUAUAUAUUAGUCUGGUGUAACAAGUGGUUUCGUGUGUUUCUCAGAAACUUUAUUCAAAAUAAAUUUAAAAUAAACGAAACAAAAGGAAUUGAAUUGGAAUUGAAUUCAAACUUAAAACAUCAUGGGUUCCAUGGUAAAGUUAUCCAUUGUCAAAGGUCAACAGCAAGAUAACAAUAUAAAACCUUUGUAUAGAAUUUUUGAAGAAAAUCUUAAACAUCAUUCCCAUCAGAUAGCGUUAAUACACAAUAAUGGCAACAGAGAGAACAACGAACAUGGCAAUGAUUCGUCAUUUAAGACUGCGCAAAAUUAUCAACAAAUCACGUACAGACAAAUGAACACGGCGGCCAAUAAGUGGGCUCGAUUCUUAGUGAAGGAAUCAAAACAACAUUUCGUACAACCCAACAAAGAUGGAGAUUUUAUUAUAGGAAUUUGUAUGCAGCCCUCCGAUCGUUUAGUUACGACAUUACUGGCGAUUUGGAAGACAGGUGCCGCUUAUCUGCCUAUUGACCCUAGUUUUCCUGCUAAUCGCGUUGAACAUAUACUUCAGGAAUCGAAACCGAUUAUGGUCGUGUGUGAUGAUAACAUCGAUAAGCAACGUUUUGGAAAAACAUUAACAUAUAGUAUAACUGAAAUUACUGACAAUGCGCAACAGUUCGAAGAGAAUUUAAUCGCGGAUGAUAUGUUAGCCGAGGGAAGUAAACAUUUAGCUGUCGUUUUGUAUACAUCAGGCAGCACUGGCGUACCGAAAGGCGUACGUUUACCCCAUGAAGUUAUAUUAAAUCGUUUGCAAUGGCAAUGGAAUACAUUCCCGUACAAACCGCAAGAGACAGUAACCGUUUUUAAAACAACUCUAACGUUCGUUGAUUCAGUAGCAGAGUUGUGGGGUCCACUGUUGUGCGGUCUAGCCGUGCUGGUGGUACCUAAACUGAUAACUAAAGAUCCAGAACGUCUAGUCCAAUUGUUGGAGGAGUACAAAAUCAGACGCUUGGUUUUAGUACCAACACUAUUGCGUUCAUUACUGAUGUAUCUCAGUUUGGACGGCAAUACCUGCGGUCUAGCGCAAAAGGGACAAAAGUUGUUAGGCAACCUUCAAAUGUGGGUAUGUUCUGGGGAACCGUUGCCGCUUAGUUUAGCGAUGAAUUUCUUUGAUUAUUUCGAAGAGGGUGCACAUGCACUGUACAAUUUCUACGGUUCGACUGAAGUAAUGGGCGACGUAACGUAUUUCGCAUGUGAAAAUAAAAAACAACUGAGUCAUUACGAUCGUGUACCGAUAGGUGUACCAGUCAUAAAUACUGUGAUAUAUCUAUUAGACAGCGAUUAUAGACCGGUAAAGACCGGUGAGAUCGGUGAGAUAUUUGUAUCAGGCUCAAAUCUGGCCAGAGGCUACGUUAACGGCAGGGAUCCGGAAAAAUUUUUAGAGAAUCCUUUAGCAGUUGAAUUAAAAUAUUCUCGACUUUACCGCACCGGAGAUUACGGUUCUUUAUUUAAUGGUCAUAUAAUGUACGAGGGUCGUACCGAUUCUCAAAUUAAGAUUAGAGGGCAUCGUGUUGAUCUUUCAGAAGUGGAGAAAAUUGUUAUCGAAUUGCCUCAAGUGGAGAAAGCAAUAGUGCUUUGCUAUCAUGCCGGACAAGUUGAUCAGGCCUUAUUAGUUUUUGUUAAGUUAAGAGAUGAUUCGCCCUUGAUUAAUGAGUUGCAAUUAGAAAGCAAAUUAAAAAAUCAAUUGGCGGAUUACAUGAUGCCACAAGUCGUUCUAAUCGAUCAUGUGCCUCUUUUGGUCAACGGCAAAGUGGAUCGUCAAGCGUUAUUGAAAUUAUACGAAACGGCGAAUAAUAAUGAUGGAGAUUCGAGUAUCGUUUUAGAUUACGAUUAUUCGCAGGUACCCGAUGAGUUAAGGGAAGCAGCUGAAGAUUUAUUUGAAACUGUAGGCAAUGUUAUAGGACGUUCGACGCGCACCACGCUAUCGGCGAAUAGUAAUUUUUACGAGUUGGGCGGAAAUUCGCUUAAUUCGAUAUAUACCGUAACAUUAUUAAGAGAGAAAGGCUACAACAUUGGCAUAUCGCAAUUCAUAACCGCUAAAGAUUUAGGCGAAAUUCUACAUACUAUGACCAAGGAUUGCGAAACAAGUAUGGUAGAAGAUGACAAUGAACUUUGGAUUAACAGUUGCCCGCAUUUGGAUAUGGAGGCGAUACCUUUACAACAUAAUCAUAAAAAUGAGGUGAUACAAAUUAUUGUUGAUAGUUUUUACGGUAAGGCUGAUUUGGAGCAAUGGCUAAAACCUGAUAUACUCCCUAGCGAUUACAGUGAUCUUAUAAGUGAUAUUUGGAACGAUUUGGUGGAGAAGGAUCUUAGCUUUGUGGUGAGAGAUAAAAAUACUAAACGCAUUAUUGCAACUGCUUUAAAUUUUGAUGCUCGUAACGAACCUGACGUAGAAGUGAAGAGUAAAUUGAUAAUUGUCUUUGAUUUCCUCGAAUAUGUUGAAGGACCCAUAAGAGACACUUACUUACCAAAAGGACUCAAUAAAAUACUGCAUUCCUUUAUGAUGGGCACCCAUGAGGAUUUAAAUCCUCAAGAAAAUAUAGCUUGUAUGCACUUCAUGGAGCAUGAGGUUUUAAAUGUGGCCAAAGCAAAAAAUUUCACCGGUAUUCUAACCACAAACACUAGUCCUUUAACUCAGCAAUUAGGCAAUGAUGUUUAUCAUUAUAAAACCUAUUUGGAUUAUCAAGUUAAUGAAUACGUUCAUACGGACGGAACUAGACCGUUCGCGAAGGCACCCGAUUUUCAACGUGCUAUCGUUCAUUGGAAGGAGGUUAAUGCUUAAACAUUAGAAUUAGGAUACAUUCCCUAAACAGUAUUAUAUAAGCAUUAAUUAAUAAUUUCUAUUGCAACACUUUGUGUGUUUACUUGAAAAAAAGGUACCUGCACUCACAUUCAUUUCACUGAGAAAUAAUACACUUGACAGGCAUAUUGUGUUUAUUCCUAAAUCAAUUUUCCUUUCCAUUCUGAGGACAUUUUAUGUAUGAACGUAUUGCAGUACAUUCUGCAUACUACACACUGCAACAUAUAGACCAAUAAACGAUGAUAUUGUGUUACGAGAAAG